UAGGAAUGAAGGGUACGGACAACAUCAACUACUUUAUUUCUUUAAAUCUCCGAAGAAUUUUACAAAUGCUUUUCACGAGAGCGAGCGUAAAAUCACGCCAAUAAAGCCUCUCUAAAUCUGAAAUUGUGUGUCACGCGCGGGCGGCUGCGUUUAUGUUAUUCUCAUCAUCUCGCGCACAUUUGGAGCGUUUCAAAGCGGUGCUACGUGUGCGCGCGCUCGGUGCAAUGUAUCUUAUUUGGGAACCGAAAGAAGUCCGAGGUAGCGCCAACCUGUCAUUUAUUUUAACGACAACUUGCACACUUGCACCGGUUGAGUUUCUCUAGCUGUCACACAGAAGGUAACCGAAGAUAUUGCUCAUCGUCAGUCCUCGCGCUGGUGCUGAACAGCCUUUGCUGUCUUCACUGUUGAGCGCUGGGGAGCGGACCUGCAUCCUAAAGCAAACCUUUCUGAGACAUUGCAGUCCUGUCACGACUCCGGCUCUCCUGUUUGCCUCAACCACGAGAGCGGAGAGGAGAAGAAGAGGAAGAAGUGUCUCAACGGUGGUAACAUGGCAAGAACUAGCAUCAUUUAAAGUGGUCCAUCUUCUGCUCUUUUAAUUCCACUGCAGCAACCUGAGUGAGUAGCGCACAUCUCUGCUCAGUUAAUGCCGCUGAUAUGGAUCCGGGCGCGGGCUGUGGUAAAUCCAGACAAAGGGGAAUGCUAAUAGAUUGCAUUUUAGCGCAGUGGAUUUCACUGUGUAUUCAUAUGAAUUAUUUCUGUUACAGUUAGAGUGCAAUCUAGUGACAAGGUUCGCUUAGCUAAUGAAAAUGUAUUGUAACGGGCUCCAUAAGUUCAGGUUUUUUCAUGCAGUGCUUUAAUGGUUUCCUCAUGUCUGUAUAGCAUACCACACUUUGGGUCUAUUCUGUUGAGAAAGGGAUGUGAUGAUUUAGGUUGAAUUUCAGUUAACUUAGUAGAUAUAGGCAAUGUCUCAUAAUUACACAAUCCAUUUGCUUCUGAAUUGCUCUUUUAUGUUCUUCUCUUUUAUAUGAAUUAAAAAAUGAAUAUGAAAACAAAAUCAAGUAGCAUAUGCAACAUCAUGAAAAUUCUCUCUUUCUGUUAACCUAGAGAUUUUGCUUGCUUGCAUUCCUUAGGUUCAUUCUUUCAAUGACCUGUAUGCACAGACUGUAUACUGUAGCUACCCCAUCACCAAUCAAUAGAACCGUGGUCUUAUUAACAUCACAUUCCUAAGUGCCCUGCUGUGUACAUUAGCUAAUAGGUGCUCCUGGAGGAGGGGAGAAAGAAAAUUUUUCCACGGAGGUCAAAUUGAUAUUCGAGAGUCAUUAGCUGAUUUAGAAACUAAAGUGAAACCACCGGAGAAGCAUGAUGCCUUUAAAUGGAUUAGGUCACCGAGACAUCACAUCUUCACUCUCAAUAUCACUAUGGUGAAUGCAGCAGGCAUACUUUAAAAGUCAAUGGCGAUGUCCGAAACCGAAGGAAGCUUUCUUGCUGCCCUGACAGUCAAUGACUUCACAGGCAGUGUUUCAGACUGUCUUCUAAGGUACCAUUACAUCACAUCUAAUGAUCUGAAAACUGAAUAUUUAAUGACUGCGAUGCAUAUUUCUUGAUAAAACAUGAACACGUUAAAGGUGCACUCUGUAAUUCUAAUCCAAUACACUUUUUGUCAAAUUCUGCAAAAAUCUCCUCACAGUCUGCUAGCUGUCCGUUCUAUGGGUGGGCUGGAAAAAAAAUCUAAUAUAUGUACACAGCCCUGGCUCUGUAAAUGGGACAAAAACAAAGUGGACUGGACCAAUCCACACAACACUACUCCAGUCAAUCAGCAACGGGGUGGUUCUUUCACGUGCACAGGAUGUGGGGUGGGGGCAGAGCAUGAGGGAAAUUCUUUUGAAGAGCAAUGGCAAAUCUGGCUGAUGUGAACUUUCUAAACUCCAAGGAGGACAAAUGGCUGAGAAACAGACCGAAAAGAAAAAAAAAUCAGACAAAUAUAAACAAAAAAAUAAGGAUUAUGAUAAGUCGAGGGCUAGGAGCCGUGUCAACAUCGGCGAGGCUUUUCAGUUUGCAUGAAUUUGGGGGGGCGGAGCUUCCAAAGGAGCACUGAAAGGAGUGGUGUGUUUAUUUUGGCAGUUCGAAUAUCAACAGUGUUUCUCAGGAAUCGCUGAGUGCACCUUUAAACUAAUUUACUUCUUUCAACCGCUCCAUCAGAUGCCAUUCUUAUAAUUACUGUACAACCACCCAUUGAACCACAGGGACAGAUUUGUGGGAUAUCGUAGGCAGUGAAAGAUACAUCUGUCCAGCCGUAAAAAAAUAUAUCAGAUGGUUGCAUUUCGUGUACAAGGUGUCAUGUAAACAUUCGAUUCAGUGAUGCCUUCCUACCUCUGUAUACUGCAUGACAAGGCAGCAUUUUUCAGGUUUUGGACACUGCCAGUCCACAAACAUUAAAAUACAGUUUCAAAAGCUACAAGACUCAAACAUAAUACAUGUUAAUAUGAUUUUAAUGUGUUAAAAUGAGGGAUUUACUGGCAUUAAGAUGUUUACCAGAUUACAGCGUUACCGACGUUAAGUUGUCAUGACAAUGAAUCUGUAAUAUUGGAUAUAACUUCACACAGAUAAUGUUAGUAAGUACAUUUAUCACACUAAAAUCAUGUUAACACAUAUAACGUUUACAUAUUGUGGCUAUAUUAAAAAAAAAAAAAAAGUGUGUAUUUUAAUAUUUAUGGACUUCCAUUGUUAGUGCCUUACUGUUAUUGCAAUGUUUUAGUUUUUUGUUUUGCUAAAGAGUAAAGAUUUGUGGUUAUGCCACAAAUGCUGUCAGUGAAGCAUAAGUAUUGUUAAACUUGAAACAUCCCUUUUAAGCUCUGCUGAAUUUUGCUGAUAUUGUUAAAGGGAUAGUUCACCCAAAAAUGAAAAUUCUCCCAUAAUUUACUCGCCCUCAUGCCAUCCAAGAUUUGUAUGGCUUCUUUAUUCUCCUGGACACAAAUGAAGAUUUUUGGAAGAAUAUUUUAGCCGUAUGUUAGUCUGAGUCACCAUUCAUUUUCAUUGAGUCUUUUUUUCCCCAAAAACAUGAAUGGUGACUGAGGCUGUCAUUCUGCCAAACAUCUCCUUUUGUGUUCCAUGGAAGAAAGAAAGUCAUAUAGGUUUGUAACAUAAAGAUUAAUGUAAAAGGUAACAUAAUUCAUGUUGACGUGAACUAUCCUUUUGAUUGUACCUAUCCUUUGCAGUGAAAAGCUGCACUCAAAGCAACCAAAUAAAAAAACAUUGUCUUACAGUAUAGAUAGAUGACGAUCUCACCUAUGCUCAAUUGUUUAGUCAAAAGUCAUCAUUUGGAUUGAACAUUAUUUCUCGUACUCCCUGUAUUCGGUCACUAAAACUGUUGUAUUUUUUUCAGUGCAGUGAAGGACCUCUUGAGGCUAUGCACUUGCGUGCUUCUGGUAAAAGCAUGUUGUGGGUUACACUGCUAAGCACAAUUGCACUUGGAUGGACGACUCCUAUCCCUCUUCUUGAUGACUCAGAGGAAAUAGAUGAGCCUUGCUUUGAGCCCUGCUACUGCGAGGUGAAAGAAGGCCUGUUUCAUGUUCAUUGUGACAGCAAAGGAUUUACAAACAUUAGCCAAGUCUCACAGACAUGGCUUAGACCAUUCAAGCUCUACCUGCAGAAAAACACUUUACGGAAGCUCUACUUCAACAGCUUUCUGCACUUGAACAAUGCGAUUGCCAUUAAUCUGGGCAAUAAUGCCUUGCAGGACAUCCACGUUGGGGCUUUCAAUGGUUUGGGCUCUCUGAAAAGAUUGUACCUUCAUGAAAACAAGCUGGAAGUGUUUCGAAAUGACACAUUUCUUGGACUGGAGAGUUUAGAGUACCUUCAGGCUGACUAUAACGUUAUCAAGAGAAUAGACAGCGGAGCGUUCCGAAAUCUUCACAAACUCAGAGUGCUCAUCCUUAAUGACAAUUUAAUACCUGUGCUGCCAGCUUUUCUUUUCAGAUCUGUCUCUCUGACGCACCUUGACUUGAGAGGCAACAGACUAAAGACGCUGGCUUAUAAAGGUAUUUUGGAAUAUAUUGGUCGCAGUCUUAUGGAGAUCCAGCUGGAGGAGAACCCUUGGAACUGUGUCUGUGAAAUCAUCCAGCUCCAGGCCUGGUUGGAGCGGAUUCCAUACACUGCAGUUGUCGGAGAGAUCACAUGUGAGUACCCCUUCCACCUCCACGGAAAGGAUCUUAGAGAGAUCAAACGCAGUGAGCUCUGUCCCAUACUGAGUGAAGCAGAGAUUGAGUCAAUUCUAGGCAUCCCCCACUUGCCAGUCUACACAGGGAGGGUGAGGCCUACAAAGCCUUCAUCUAUAGUCUCCCCCAAUCAAAACACUGUUUCCUCUGUGGAACAAAGUGAAAGACCUCCAAAGCCAACAAAAAGACCAAGGCCCUCAAAGACACCACCAACACCACGUAGUGUGUUCCCUAAUCAGCCACCUAUAGCUGGAUAUCAGACAAGGCCACCUAUACCAAUCAUUUGCCCCAUUGGAUGUACCUGUAAUUUGCAUAUCAGUGACCUUGGUUUGACAGUCAACUGUAAGGAAAAUGGGUUUCGGAACAUUUCUGAAUUAAUGCCUCGACCCUUGAAUGCUAAGAAGCUUUACUUAAGUGGAAAUCUCAUUCAGAGAAUUUAUAAGUCAGAUUUUUGGAAUUUUUCCAGUCUCGAUUUAUUGCACUUGGGUAACAAUCAGAUAUUCUACGUCCAAGAGAGAGCUUUUGUUAAUCUCCCUAAUUUGAGAAGCCUUUACCUGAAUGGUAAUAACAUUGAGAGCUUAACUCUUGAUAUGUUUCAUGGGUUGCAGAACCUCCGGUUCUUGUAUUUUGAAUACAAUGAAAUAAGAGAAAUUCAGCCAGCUGCCUUCAGUUUAAUGCCGUCCCUGCAGCUAGUCUUUCUUAACAACAACCUCCUGCAUAUGCUGCCUGUGGGAGCAUUCGCAGGUACUUCGCUCUCACGCCUGAACCUGCGCAACAACUACUUCCACUGCCUCCCAGUCAGCGGGGUUCUAGAACACCUGCAUGCGGUCGUUCAGAUCGACCUGAAUCAGAACCCCUGGGACUGCUCCUGUGACAUCAUCCCUCUGAAAGAAUGGCUGGACACACUAAGCUUAGUGGUCAUAGUUGGAGAGGUAGUGUGUAAGACCCCAGAGCUGGUUGCAGGAAAAGAUUUACGCUCUCUGAAUUCUGAGGUGAUUUGCCCUGAGCUUCGACAGUCCUCACUGUCUCCUGCUGAAUCAGAUAGUGCGCUUAUCACAACGUAUCCCGGGGUGGGGCCGCACCCGCCAAAAGGUGCCAUACCCCUCUCCGUUCUCAUUCUCAGCUUGCUGGUUCUGUUUGUGUCUGCCUUUUUUGCCGCUGCAGCUCUUUGUGCAUAUGCUCUUAAAAAGCGUGAAAAGCUACCCUUUAGGAAGCAAGGGGAAGUGGGCCUGGCAGGCAUUCAGAUGGAAUGUGGAAUAUUCACUGAGCAGCCACCCACCUUACCUGAAACUCCUCCUUCCAAUCACGUGUAUGAUAGCAUUGGUGCUCCUUCACACAUGUGCAGUAUCCCUAUUUAUAAAACUGGCCAGGAGGAGUCAGGGCAGAAGCAUCCAUUCUCAGAGACAAAAGAGGGUGGAUCACACUACAGAACACUUGUGGAGAAAGAAAAAGAGUGGACCAUAGCAAUCUCUAAUUCCCCCAUUAACACUAUUGUCGGUGUUGGAACGCCAUGUAGAGAGAUUGCCGGCUUUCAUGAAAAUGGAAUACUCUGCCCAACUGUCAUUGAUAGCCAAGGUCCCACCCCCAAGGUGGGAUUAGUGGACAGUCUUUUUGGCACGACUUCCCAGUUUAGCAACCUGUCGGACAGACAUACACACCCUCCCUCAGAGUACCCACAUGCAAAACAGGAUGCCAGACAAAAGCAAAUGAUCACAACCACUACAGGGACAAGGACAGGAUGUCCUAAUCAAACCCAAAGUGAUUACCCUGAGCUGAGGGCUAGACUCAAAACAAAGAUGGAUUACAUUGAUAUGCUGGAGAGGUCAUAUCAGUUCUAAGACAUGUCAGAUAAAAGACUGCACAUCCAAAAUGAAAAUGGAAAGAUGCUGUUUGAAAGACGGAAGGUACCAGAGACAGAUGGUGUUUUUUUUACCCUCCACAUCAUCCGCAGCCAUGCGCAGUAGUGACUCUGUGAAGUUGAUCUCCACAUUCUUCUUCUCCAGGAUCUUCAUUAUGAGUGAGUCAUGGG
Messenger RNA from Myxocyprinus asiaticus (Chinese sucker), 6243 nucleotides. Its product is annotated as SLIT and NTRK-like protein 3. Bases 3407 to 6052 code for a protein of 881 amino acids. Lineage: Eukaryota; Metazoa; Chordata; Actinopteri; Cypriniformes; Catostomidae. The transcript has 2 exons. Gene Ontology annotation, cellular component: GABA-ergic synapse; postsynaptic density membrane. The record is from RefSeq and is a predicted model, not a curated record. Gene Ontology annotation, biological process: axonogenesis; positive regulation of synapse assembly; regulation of presynapse assembly. Gene Ontology annotation, molecular function: protein binding.